Phytophthora nicotianae INRA-310 is the source of this 699-nucleotide messenger RNA. RefSeq lists its product as hypothetical. Bases 124 to 561 code for a protein of 145 amino acids. The record is from RefSeq and is a predicted model, not a curated record. NCBI's taxonomy places the organism in Eukaryota, Oomycota, Peronosporomycetes, Peronosporales, Peronosporaceae. The transcript has a single exon.
GUCUGGCCCCAAAAAUCCGUGUAGACCACGCAAAUCAGUCGAUAAGGCAGGUUUUCAAAUGGCAUUUGAUAGGUUUUGCAUCUUGACAAGCAAAAAGACUCAGUUUUGCAGUAAAAGUUGCCAAUGUCCAUCGUGUCCCUGAGUGACGACACUCGCACCACGUGCCGCGCAUCGUCCACACUGGACCGCAACAAGCAGCUCUAUGGUGCUGCAAAUAUGCUUUCGUCCGAUCUAUCAAGUUGCUGGAACUCAGCGCAAGGCAGUCCGCAACAGGUGCAGGUGCUUUUCAACCGCGUGGUGAACAUUUCCGCUUUAUGCAUCAUGUUCCAAGGGGGUUUCGUGGGUCAGGACGUCCAAGUGCACGUGAAGGAAGCUGGAGGCAGCGUUCAAUGGGAAGAAGUCGAUGUGGAUGUGGAUCCGGAAGACUCGAACGACUUGCAGGAGUUUCCAUGCAAGUUGCAACAAGUGGAAGCGAUUGCACUCACUUUCCAACGCAGCACCGAUUUCUUCGGUCGCGUUGUGAUUUACCGAUUGCAAGUGCAAGGAAUUGAAACUGAGUAGGCAAGUUUGCCACUGGCAACAAUAGAUUCAGUUGCCAAUGCAAUCCGUAAAUUACUGCCAGUUCAACGUAGUAUCGAUAUGAAAAUAACGACUUUUGACUGGAUUAACGAUUAAACUACGUAACUUACAUGCAUCUCA